Phanerochaete carnosa HHB-10118-sp is the source of this 1315-nucleotide messenger RNA. RefSeq lists its product as uncharacterized. Gene Ontology annotation, molecular function: GDP-mannose 4,6-dehydratase activity. The coding region runs from base 13 to 1155 and encodes 380 amino acids. The record is from RefSeq and is a predicted model, not a curated record. The transcript is spliced from 5 exons. Lineage: Eukaryota; Fungi; Basidiomycota; Agaricomycetes; Polyporales; Phanerochaetaceae. Gene Ontology annotation, biological process: GDP-mannose metabolic process.
CCUCCAUCUGCCAUGUCCUCCAGUAACAUCCCUGACGUUCCCGCCGCCUUCUCUCCGCUCGUCAAGCUCGACCUGCCUUCACCCGAGGAGUACUUCAAGCGCAAGGUCGCGCUAAUCUCUGGUAUCACCGGUCAGGAUGGCUCGUACUUGACUGAACUUCUCUUGUCCAAGGGCUACGAAGUUCACGGUAUCAUCCGUCGUUCGUCUUCCUUCAACACAAGUCGUCUCCACCACCUCUACGAAGACCAGCAUGAACGGCCAAACAAGUUCAAGCUCCAUUAUGGUGAUCUGUCUGACAGCACGAACUUGGUGUAUAUCAUCGCGCAAGUGCAGCCAACCGAAGUCUACAAUCUCGGAGCACAGUCGCAUGUAAAGGUCUCAUUCGAGAUGGCCGAGUACACUGGCGAUGUCGAUGGUCUUGGCACUCUCCGUCUUCUCGACGCUAUCCGGACAUGCGGUCUCGAGAAGCAUAUACGCUUCUACCAGGCCUCAACAUCCGAGCUCUACGGCAAGGUCGUCGAGUCGCCCCAAAGCGAGACGACGCCCUUCUACCCGCGCUCGCCAUACGGCGUCGCGAAGCUGUACGCGUACUGGAUCAUCGUCAACUACCGCGAGGCGUACGGCAUGUACGCCUGCAACGGCAUCCUCUUCAACCACGAGUCGCCGCGCCGCGGCCGCACGUUCGUGACCCGCAAGAUCUCGCGCGCCGCCGCGGACAUCUCGCUCGGCAAGCAGUCGUGCCUCUACCUCGGCAACAUCGACGCCAAGCGCGACUGGGGGCACGCGCGCGACUACGUCGAGGGCAUGUGGCUCAUGCUCCAACAGCCUCAGCCCGAGGACUUUGUGCUCGCGACGGGCGAGACGCACCCCGUGCGCGAGUACGUCGAGAAGGCGUUUGCCAUCCUUGGCAUGAACAUCCAGUGGCGUGGUACUGGCGUCAGCGAGGAGGGCGUCGAUGCCAAGACGGGCAAGGUAGUCGUCAAGGUUGACUCGCGGUACUUCCGUCCCGCCGAAGUCGACCUGCUCCUCGGCAACCCCGCCAAGGCUGAGCGCGUGCUCGGCUGGAAGCGCAAGGUCGAUUUCGAUUCGCUCGUCAAGGAGAUGGUUGAGGCGGAUCUCAAGGCUGCCAAGUCUCUUGUCGAGGACCAAAACUAGGCAGUCUUGCAGUGACGCUAAACAGAUAAAGUUGCAUGUAAUAAGCUUGCCAGAAAAAGGCAGAGGACAUGGUACUACAUACGCUACGUACGGACUGGGGCAACGCAUGUCAUGAUUAAUGGAUAAUAUUGCAAAGGGCUGCGUGACCGCGGCACUCGCG